Molecule: messenger RNA, 435 nt
Organism: Penicillium malachiteum
Lineage: Eukaryota; Fungi; Ascomycota; Eurotiomycetes; Eurotiales; Aspergillaceae
Product: YjbQ family protein
Exons: 2
Coding region: 1-435 (144 amino acids)
Source: RefSeq, a predicted model, not a curated record
AUGUCUUGGGUUCAAAAAAACUUCACCCUGCCUGCGCGCAGUCGAGGCUCCUACCUAAUCACCGACCAUGUAUUGUCCGAGGUUCCCGAGAUCCGCGAUUUCAAGGUCGGCAUGUUGAACCUCUUCGUUCAGCACACGAGCUGUGCGCUCUCGCUAAAUGAGAACUGGGAUGAUGAUGUUCGCGCCGAUAUGAGUGAUGCUCUUGAUCGCAUUGCGCCUUCUGACCCCAAGGGUAACCUGUACCGUCAUUCUGCUGAGGGAGACGAUGAUAUGCCGGCUCAUAUCAAGUCUGCCCUCGUUGGUGCCUCGGUCAAUAUCCCAAUCACGAACGGUCGUCUGGCGACCGGAACAUGGCAGGGAAUCUGGUACCUGGAAUUCCGCACAAGCCGCCACUCGCGCAAGGUUGUCGCAACCAUCCAAGGCCAGAAGGUGUAA